AUGACCCGAAACAAGACCUUCAUCUUCAAGUCCCCGCCCACCGGCUACCCCGUGCCGGGCGAGCACAUCACCGUCGAGGACCGGCCCGUCGACACCUCCUCCGCGCCCGCGGGCGGCGUCCUCGCCGAGCUCCUCUACGCCUCCUACGACCCCUACCUGCGCGGCCGCAUGCGCGACCCCAAGAUCCCGUCCUACUCGCCGCCCUUCCAGCCCGACGCGCCCGUCGUCAACGACACCGUCGUCCGCGUGCUCAAGUCCGACAGCCCCGAGUGGAAGGAGGGCGACCUGGCCAUCGCCUUCCUGCCCAUCGCCGAGUACGCGCGCCUCGACGCCGACGCCCUCAAGGCGGCGCGCUUCCGCCGCGUCACCAACGACAAGGGGCUCGACCUCGCCGUCUUCCUGGGCCCGCUCGGCAUGCCCGGCCUCACGGGGUACGCGGGCCUGCACCGCAUCGGCAAGCCCAAGAAGGGCGAGACCGUCUUCGUGAGCUCGGCCGCCGGCGCCGUGGGGCAGGUCGUCGGCCAGGUGGCCAAGCGGGAGGGCCUGCGGGUCAUCGGCUCCGUCGGCUCCGACGACAAGCUCAAGUUCAUCACCGAGGAGCUCGGCUUCGACGGCGGCUUCAACUACAAGACCGAGAAGCCCGGCGACGCGCUCAAGAGGCUGGCCCCCGAGGGCAUCGACAUCUACUUUGAGAACGUCGGCGGCGAGCAGCUCGAGGCGGCUAUCGACAACAUGAAGCAGGGCGGCAGGAUCCCCAUCUGCGGCAUGAUUUCUGACUACAACACCCCGCCCGAGAAGCGGUACGGCAUCAAGAACCUGCACAUGGCCAUCGCCAGGCGGAUUACCCUGCAGGGAUUCAUGGUGGGCGACAAGGAGUUCGGACCGGCAUAUUACCAGGAGCACCAGGAGAACGUGGGCAAGUGGAUUACCGAGGGCAGCUUCCACCCCAAGAUCUACGUCACGGAGGGCAUCGAUAAUGCGGCAGAGGGCUUCGUCAACAUGCUGAAGGGAGGCAACUUUGGCAAGGCCGUGCUGAAGAUCAAGGCAGAGUAA
This is a messenger RNA of Thyridium curvatum, 1053 nucleotides long. RefSeq lists its product as uncharacterized. The transcript is spliced from 2 exons. Gene Ontology annotation, molecular function: oxidoreductase activity, acting on the CH-CH group of donors, NAD or NADP as acceptor. The coding region runs from base 1 to 1053 and encodes 350 amino acids. NCBI's taxonomy places the organism in Eukaryota, Fungi, Ascomycota, Sordariomycetes, Thyridiales, Thyridiaceae. The record is from RefSeq and is a predicted model, not a curated record.